Cuscuta campestris is the source of this 784-nucleotide messenger RNA. The record is from the annotation of a GenBank genome assembly. Lineage: Eukaryota; Viridiplantae; Streptophyta; Magnoliopsida; Solanales; Convolvulaceae.
AGUUCAGAAUAAUCUCUUUCUCGCCGCUUUCCUCUCCGCCCCUCUCCCGAUAUAAAUGUCACAAGCCAUUAACGCCCCUCCCGUCAUAAACCCUAGAAACGAUCCUCUUAAUUAAUUUGUUUUAUUCGAUUCGAUUUUUUCGAUGGAUGCAUUAUCGGCCUCGCCGCGGACUCUGGAGGUAACGGUGAUAUCCGGGGAAGAUCUGCGCCCGUUUCCGGUGAAGAACGCUUUUGUAACGGUGCGAUCUGACGCCGGCGACGCUCAAAUCGCCACGGGGACGGAGAAACAACGCCGAUCAGACUACGUUGAGUGGGGCGAGAAGAUGACGGUGAAGUUGCCGAUCCGCGCGCGUCAUCUGAUGGUGGAAGUUCACUGCCGGACUUUUACCGGCAUCAGGUCGAUCGGCGUGGCGAAGAUCCCGACAUCGGAUUUCUUGGGAGGACUGGUGCCGGAAAAUUACAUGAAUUUUUUGAGUUACAGGCUGAGGGAUAAAGGUGGCAUCAGGAAUGGGAUUAUUAAUCUUUCGAUUCGAGUGGAGGCGGAAGACAAUCUGGAAAGAGAGUACUGCCGACCGUGCACGGCGGCCGCUGCCCCCGGGGUUGUGACUGGUGUCCCUGUAUGUUGGCCUAGUCAAUUCUGAUUGUACAAUUGGGCAUAUGUUAGGAACGAAUUUAUACUCCGUAUUAAUUUUUUAUUUGAUGGUAUUUAAAGAAAAAAAAUUCAAGUAGAUAAAAGAUUUGUUUUUGCAUCUCAUUACUUUGAGAAAUCAAGGGAUUUAACAUUA